AUGGAGGAUACAUGCAGUAAAAGACGCUUCAGAAUUGCAAUUGACGGGCCUGCUGGCGCUGGAAAGACUACACUCGCAGGAAUACUUGCCAAAACCCUUGGGUUUGAGCAUAUUAACACGGGGAUGAUCUACAGAGCGCUUUCCUAUGUGCUGCUAAACGAAUUUGCAGAUGCCUCAAAGGAGGAGCUAGAGCGCAUUCUAAGCAGCAAGAGUGCGCAGCUUACUGAAACAAUCCAGGGGUUUUCUCCAUUUAUAAUGAAAGACCAAGUGGUGGUGAACGGCGCUGAUAUAAUUGGAGAGCUCAGAACACCCAGGAUAGACUCAAUUGUGGGAAUAAUUUCAAAAUAUGAGAUAAUCCGGAGAAGGGUGAAAGUGAUACAGAAGAAUCUUAUAGAUGCCCAUCUGCAGGUUGUAGUGGAGGGAAGAGACAUUGGAUCCGAAAUCAUUCCUGAUGCAGAGCUGAAAGUAUAUUUGGAGGCAUCCGUGGAAGAGAGGGCCAUUCGCAGAGAGAAAGAAAGAUCAAAAGAUCAGGACGGUCAAAAUGAUCAGAAUCUAGAGGAAAUUGAACAGGAAAUUAAGGAGCGGGACUAUCUUGACUCUACUAGAGAGAUAUCUCCACUGGUCAAGCCUUUGGAUGCAGUUGUUGUAGACAAUACAAGCUUAACAGUUGAAGAAACAGUAAAGAAGAUUCAAAAGAUAGUUGCACAGAGAAUGAGAAUGUAA
Nematocida ausubeli is the source of this 723-nucleotide messenger RNA. RefSeq names its product cytidylate kinase. The transcript has a single exon. Bases 1 to 723 code for a protein of 240 amino acids. Gene Ontology annotation, biological process: nucleobase-containing compound metabolic process. Gene Ontology annotation, molecular function: ATP binding. The record is from RefSeq and is a predicted model, not a curated record. Lineage: Eukaryota; Fungi; Microsporidia.